UUUCAAUUGCUGUUGUGGGAGGGGCUUUCCGACUGACUGCAGGGGUCAUUGUAAACAUGGCGUGGCGAGGAUGUAUGCAUUUGACCAAAACGGGGUUUAUCAGAUGUACGAAGGCAUCCCCUAGAGAUAGCAGACUCAACCCACAUAACCAGCAAAGAUGUGCAUUCCGUCGGGAAGCCAAAAGAACAGAUACAAACAAAGGGAAUGUUUCCCAAGAGACAGAGCUUGCCGCCUCCAAAGCAGGAGAGCCAGUCAAUGUUAAAUCUCCUCCUCCACCACCUCCAGCACAUUCUCCUAGGGCCCGACCAACGCUUUUUAAACCGUUUGUUUUCACAAUAGGGUUUACAGGCUGUUCCUUCGGUGUGGCGGCCAUAUUGCAGUACGAGUCCCUGAAGUCGAGAUUCUACACAGUCAGGGAAGAGGCAAAACCAAAUAAAGAAUUGAAGGGUUCUGAGGACAUGACCUACUGGCACAACUGGUGGAAUCAGCUGAACGGUGUCCAGAAGCAGCUGAUCCUUCUGCUGUCUUCGGCAGAUGACUUGUGGAGCAGCUUUUCCGAGGGACAGAGGACCGCUGCUGGUAUUAUAGCGGUCAAUGCCCUCGUGCUGUGCUGCUGGAGAAUCCCAUCUUUGCAAAGAACCAUGAUCAAAUACUUCACGGCCAACCCAGCCGCCAAGACGCGGUGCCUUCCCAUGGUUCUCUCCUCCUUCAGCCACUACUCCGUCUUCCACAUGGUGGCCAACAUGUACGUGCUGUGGACCUUCUCCACCAGCAUCGUCUCCCUCCUGGGCAGGGAGCAGUUCAUCGCCGUCUACCUCUCCGCUGGUGCGAUCUCCAACAUGGUUAGCUACUGCUGUAAGACAGCCACUGGUCGGCUGUAUCCCUCAUUAGGAGCGUCCGGUGCGGUGAUGACCGUGCUGGCAGCGGUGUGCGCCAAGGUGCCAGAGGCCAAACUCGGCAUAAUUCUCCUUCCCAUGGUCACGUUUACAGCAGGGAAUGCCUUGAAAGCCCUCAUCGCCAUAGACACAGCGGGACUGGUUAUGGGCUGGCGGUAUUUGGAUCAUGCAGCUCACCUGGGAGGGGCUCUUUUUGGAGUAUGGUACGUCGCAUACGGUCACAAAGUGAUCUGGAGGAACAGGGAGCCGUUUGUGAAGCUUUGGCAUAGCAUCCGUUCCCCUGGUAACGGUGGGAGGCGGCCAGGCAGCGGACCAGGGUCUCUGUGAGGCCCCUACACAGCCAUGCACCCUCGGGUGGGGUCACCCCACCCACACGUUCCCUAACGUCUGAGACGGCCAGUGAACUGAUCAUGUUGUGUUUACACAGCUGUAUUGGUUUCAUGACUGAGGUUGUUGCACUGGUAACAGGAGAGAUCAAGAGGCUGAGGGAGGGAUGAGAUAACUGGUGUUGGUCAACAAGGUUUGAUUGCUGUUAUUGGUGCAGAAUAAGACCAGGGACCAGCUCCAAGAAGGAGGUUAUGGACACUUAAAUCUGAACUCUGGGAUUCAGUCUGAAAAAUGUUUGUGUUCAUUGCAGGCUUUUAAAACCAUCAUCAAUCCCACUGUGGAAAACCAUGAAAGAGGUUGUUAUGGAAGGACAUGAGGAUUAUGAUGAUUGGCUACUAUAGCCUACAAAUGUUUUGCAGGAGUUUUACAAUACAAACCAAUCGGAAGCUGAUUAAAUAAUAAAAUUAGGAGAACUGGAUGCACUACUGGCUAGAUGUUUUCUUGCUGUAUACUAUUUAACAAGUUCAUGUCAAAUUAGCAUUGAAAGGGUAUUUAUCUCAUUUUAUUUGUGUGCUAUCAUAACAGAAUAAUGAGGGGUUGCAUUUUCUGUGACAUUUGUAACACUAAAUGUAUAUGUGAAGUCUUUAACAAAGUUUAGAACAAUGGGAUUAUCCACAAUGGGUGUAAUUUAGAGUGACUGCUGCAGAAACGGAACACUCAAGUGUUGUUACUGCUUAUGUUGUCAAAUCGGUUGACAACUGAACAAUUCUGGCUUUUAAUUAAUUCUGAAACAAACAAAAUCCCUUUCUCCCCACAUCUUGGUUUGCAUUUCACAACAACAUUGACAAUAAAGUCUGGAAUAGUUUCAGACUGACUUUUUAUCCUGUCCCUAGGCAAACAAUCCUUUCAAUCUUGAUCUGAGAGUUAGUUAUCAGUAUUGGUAUCAUUCAAUAAAAGUGUUACUUCCACAUGAA
Messenger RNA from Gadus macrocephalus (Pacific cod), 2197 nucleotides. Its product is annotated as presenilin-associated rhomboid-like protein A, mitochondrial. The transcript is spliced from 10 exons. Gene Ontology annotation, cellular component: membrane. The record is from RefSeq and is a predicted model, not a curated record. Bases 57 to 1223 code for a protein of 388 amino acids. Gene Ontology annotation, molecular function: serine-type endopeptidase activity. Lineage: Eukaryota; Metazoa; Chordata; Actinopteri; Gadiformes; Gadidae.